Anguilla anguilla (European eel) is the source of this 3948-nucleotide messenger RNA. It is a transcript of the gene blk, whose product is annotated as BLK proto-oncogene, Src family tyrosine kinase. Bases 288 to 1787 code for a protein of 499 amino acids. Gene Ontology annotation, biological process: protein phosphorylation; cell surface receptor protein tyrosine kinase signaling pathway; cell differentiation. Lineage: Eukaryota; Metazoa; Chordata; Actinopteri; Anguilliformes; Anguillidae. The transcript has 14 exons. Gene Ontology annotation, molecular function: ATP binding; non-membrane spanning protein tyrosine kinase activity; signaling receptor binding. Gene Ontology annotation, cellular component: extrinsic component of cytoplasmic side of plasma membrane. The record is from RefSeq and is a predicted model, not a curated record.
GAGCGAGAGAGAGCGAGAGAGAGAGAGAGAGGACACCCGCCCGGAACUGCAAAGCCAACAGAAGUUUUGUGUACAUGAAUUGUUGACUGCUUCAGUUGGACUCAUUCUUUAUCACUGGUGGCAGAUGCUGCAUAUGCCCAGGUUGUGAGCAUGCUCAGUGUGCCCUGUGUGUUGAAGAGAGGAACCAGCCAGUGAAGCAAAAUGAAAUCACCUCACCUGAGUGACAAAAAAUAAUUGAGAGUGGGACUGGACUGGGGACCGGACCCUGACUGCUGCUGGUGCUCAGGAUGGGCUGUACCUGCAGCAAACGAAACCAGGCCAGCGGUUCGAGUCCUCCCUCCCUGCACAGUGAGAGCCUGCAGCUAACCAAACACACCCCAGGACCAGCACUUCCUGUACCAGAUCAGCCGCGAGCAGAAGCUUCUCAUCUUGGUAAUGCAGAAAAAGAUGUUGUCAUCGCGCAGUGGGACUUCAAACCAAUCAACAACGAUGACCUGAAAAUGAAUAAAGGAGACAAACUGAAGAUUAUAGAGGAGAAUGGUGCUUGGUGCUUGGCCCGCUCCCUGGUCUCUGGAGAAGAGGGUUAUGUGCCGUCUUCAUACGUGAGCACGCCAGGGUCACAGGAGGAGGAGGGGUGGUUAUUUAUAAAUUUGAGCCGCAGGGACACAGAGCGCCUCCUGCUGGCACCAGGGAACAGUGUAGGAUCUUUUCUGAUCCGAGAGAGCGAGACAACCAAAGGGGGGUUCUCUCUGUCCAUCAGGGACUGUGGAGCUGCAGAACAGGGGGACGUUGUGAAACACUACAAAAUCCGAGCCCUGGACCACGGUGGAUACUACAUUUCCCCGACCUCCACCUUCCCCUCUCUGCAGGAGCUGGUGCAGUAUUAUCAAAGGACGGCAGAUGGCCUGUGCCAGCGCUUGAUGGCGCCGUGCCGCUCGGGGAUGCCAGAGCGCUCGUGGGCGCUGGACGAGUGGGAGAUUCCUCGGCACACGCUGCGCAUGGUGCAGAAGCUGGGGGCAGGGCAGUUUGGCGAAGUGUGGAUGGGCUAUUAUAAGAACAGCCAAAAGGUGGCGAUAAAGAUGCUGAAGGAGGGCAGUAUGGAGCCGGAGGCUUUCCUGCAGGAGGCCAACCUGAUGAAGCAGCUGUAUCACGACCGUCUGGUGCGCCUGUACGCCGUCGUCACCCAGGAGCCCAUACUCAUCAUCACUGAGUUCAUGGCCAACGGAAGUCUGCUAGACUUUCUGAAAACAGACAGUGGAAAGAAGCUGAAGAUUCCUAAGCUGAUAGAUAUGUCAGCACAGAUUGCGGAGGGCAUGGCGUAUAUCGAGCGCAAAAAAUACAUCCACAGGGACCUGCGAGCCGCCAACAUCCUGGUGUCUGAAACGCUGCACUGCAAGAUCGCCGACUUCGGCCUGGCCAGGAUCAUUGAGUCCGAGUACACAGCACAGGAAGGAGCCAAGUUUCCCAUCAAAUGGACAGCACCAGAGGCCAUAAACUACGGCACCUUCAGCAUCAAGUCCGAUGUGUGGUCGUUUGGUGUUCUGCUCACAGAGAUAAUUACACACGGGAGAACACCUUAUCCAGACAUGACCAACCCUGAGGUCAUCAGAAACCUGGACCACAGCUACCGCAUGCCGCGGCCGGAGAACUGUCCCGAGGCGCUGUAUGACAUCAUGAUGACAUGCUGGCGGGAGCGGCCCGAAGAUAGGCCUACGUUUGAGCACCUGCAAGACAUCCUCAACGACUACUUCAUCUCCACUGAAGGCCAAUACGAAAUGCAGUCCUGAAAGUGGGGCUGCCAACUGCUGUGGCAUUAGCAUCGCGGUAACAAGCACAAUGGUGCACUGUACCGGACUGUACCAACAGUACUGGGCCGACUGUACCGGACUGUACCAACUGUACUGGGCCAUACCGACUGUACCGGACUGUACCAACUGUGCUGGGCCGACUGUACUGGACUGUAUCAACUGUACUGGGCCAUACCGUCAGUACCUGACUGUAUUAACUGUACCGGGCAGACUGUACUGGACUGUAUCAACUGUACUGGGCCAUACCGUCAGUACCUGACUGUAUUAACUGUACCGGGCACACUGUACCGGACUGUAUUAACUGUCCUGGGCCUACUGUACCGGACUGUAUUAACUGUACCGGGCCGACUGUACCGGACUGUAUUAACUGUACUGGGCCUACUAUACCGGACUGUAUUAACUGUACUGGGCCUACUGUACCGACUGCACUAGGCCGACUGUACCAGACUGUACCGACUGUACCAAACCGAAUGUACAAGACUGCACUGGGCCGACUGUACCAGACUGGACCGACUUUACUGGACCGACUGUACCGGACUGUACUGGGCCGACUGUACCAGACUGUACCAACUGUACUGGGCCGACUGUGCCAGACUGGACCGACUUUACUGGAUCGACUGUACCGGACUGUACUGGGCCGACUGUACCAGACUGUACCAACUGUACUGGGCCGACUGUACUGGACUGUACCAACUUUACUGGGCCGACUGUACUGGACUGUACCGACUGUACCAAGCCGACUGUACCAGACUAUACUGGGCCGACUGUACUGACUGUACUGGGCCGACUGCAGCUCAGCUGAGGGAAUGCAGAGCAACUGCGCAGUGACUGCAUAGAAUGACUGCGUAGAGUGACUAUACAGAGUGACUGUCCAAUAACUGCGCUAAGUGACUGUGUAGAGUGACUGCGCAGAGCGACUGCGUAGAGUGACUAUGCAGAGUGACUGCGUAGUAACUGCGCUGAGUGACUGUGUAGAGUGACUGCGCAGAGCGACUGCGUAGAGUGACUAUGCAGAGUGACUGCGUAGUAACUGCGCUGAGUGACUGUGUAGAGUGACUGCGCAGAGCGACUGCGUAGAGUGACUAUGCAGAGUGACUGCGUAGUAACUGCUCUGAGUGACUGUGUAGAGUGACUGCGCAGAGCGACUGCGUAGAGUGACUAUGCAGAGUGACUGUGUACAGUGACUGCGCUGAGUGACUGCGCAGAGUGACCGCGUAGAGUGACUGCGCAGAGAGUUUGUCUGCACUCUCCAUGAUGAGACAGUCUGUUUACCCAUAAGCUGGAGAGCAGAGAGAGAGAGUGGUAUUUUACUGAUGAUGUCAUCCCCACUUACACUGUACUUACACUGUAAUUCUGCAGAAACUACCAGAAAAAUGAAACAAAGUUUGAUAUUGAAGUAACAAGAUAUUCUACACACUUAAGACCAACCUUGCCUUGUACAGACUUUUUUUUUAAUAAGGGAAGAUACUGUUUGUAUUUUAUUUCAGUGGACUAAUUGUCUUGUCAUACAAUUUAAUUUUUAAAAAUUGAAUUUCCAUUUUAUUGAAAUUGUAGGAUUUUGAAGGGAUCAGAGAGAAAUUGUAUUCAUAACAGUUACAUUUGCAUACAAGUUGCUCUGUGGUUUCAGUUGUGGUUAUGCUUACUAUGUUUAGCAUGGACCUCUCUGAGAGCAAGCCCUGCUCAUUCUGGGACCUGCUCACUCUGGGACCUGCUCAUACAGGGACCUGCUCAUACUGGGCCCUGCUCAUUUUGGGCCCUGCUCACCCCGGGGCCUGCUCAUUCUGGGCCCUGCUCAUUCUGGGCCAUGCUCUCGCCACUCUCAGUGUGCCCUGCACUUUGAGAAAAGGGCGCCACUGCCCCCUACAGGCUAAAUACCUUCAUUACUAACCAAGCCCAGCCUUGCGUAACUUCAGUAAUAAUUCUUAUCCCAUGUCAGAUAUGCACGUGAAAACAUAACUCUUAUACCAAUAUUCAGUGAAAUACAAAAGUAUUGGGACAGCAAUACAAUUUUGGCUCUGUACUCCAGCACAUUGGUUUUGAAAUUAAACAAUGAAUGUUAGGUCUUGGGUGAAUGUUAGAAAUGAAUAUUAUUGGUGAGGCUGGGAGAGGUUAGGGGUGAGGCUGAGAGAGGUUAGGGGUG